AUGGGAUCUAAGUGGCCUAUAUUCUGUACUAUAUGGAUUUUAAUCAAUUCGAGUUUGAGUACCGGCGAAUUCAAAAGGAAAAAGCUUUUGGAAAACAUUGCAGAGAACUAUUGUGAAGCAUAUUGUGGCGGAAUUUGUAAUGAUGAAAUAUACGAUAAAACCUGCAACGAUGAGGAUAGAAAUUUUAUUGCAACCAACGAGUAUCAAUUGAAAUUUAAUGAUGGCGAAUUGGAAAUUCUAUGGAACAAUCCACAUUUCAAUGGCUGCAAUCUCACUCCAAUUACCCAAGAAAAACACGCAAAAUUAAAUGUACUUAUAGUAACUAAAUCUCGUCGUGACUGUCGAGGUGGGGACUAUCUUCGCCAACUUGGCGUGGAAACGGCGAACCGCUUUGAACUACACUUGGAUGUUUUUAGAGCCUUCGAAAGACGAGUCCAUUACAUGAAUGGACCACAAUCCGUGACUUUCUUUUUCCAAGGAAGCGUGAAGUUUAAUAAAAUACACGAUUACAUCAAUGUGCCCAUGAACAAUCUAGAGGAAAUUAUUGUAAACUGUGACAGUGAGUCUGAGAGCCAAGCUGUUGAGUUUGACGCGAAUAUUUUUAAAGGGAAACCCCAUUUGAAAAGUAUUGCAUUUGGUGGAUUUAACAUUGCUACUCUAGGAAAUGAUGUUUUUUCACCCCUUGCCAGUCUAAAAAAGUUGGGAUUCUCGAAGGUUACAAUUAAUAAUCUCUCUCUAAUGAGUCUUAACCCACUUCAAAACAGUCUUGAGCAGUUGGUUUUGGACAUUCCCCAGGAGGUGGACUUGCAGCACUUUCGGACUUUUCCCCAACUUAAAUUGAUAAAAGUAAGAAACUAUAUUCCUUACGAUAACUUGACAGCCUUGCUGUGCACUCCAACUGAAUGCAUAUUUAAGCGAGGAAGCAAUGGCAUAGCGUGUCCUGAUGUAUGUGAUUGCCAAUACAAUUACGAUUAUAUGGAAUUGGAAAUUAAUUGCUCCAACAGGGGACUUACACAGAUUCCUCCACUACCGAUUCCUAUUAUCGGAGACUCCAAGCUAAUAUUUCAAAACAACAGUCUGGCAGAGUUGCCCGAUUUCUCUUCGGCGGGAUAUAGUAAUUUGAGAAGACUGGACGUGGCCAGAAACCAAUUAAGCAAUCUGAGCAUAAGGCACCUACCAAGAAAAUUAGACUAUCUUGACAUUAGCUUCAACGAUGUGAAGCAAAUAAAUUCACACUUAGUCGAAUAUAUCAGAAAUGUAAGCAUCUUCAAGCAGACUGGCAAUCAAUGGCUGGUUUAUUGCGAUGAUGAUCUAUUACUGCACCUUUUUCGAGAUCUCAAGAAAUCAAUGCGAAUGAAAGCCAAAAAACUUCGACCGAUAUUUAAGCAGUUGUCAUCACAAUCCCCUGAGGGAUUCCUCAAGUUUUUGGGUCAGCAUUUCCUAAAACUUGGAUCUACAAGGAGAGGAUAUUUUAUGAUAGACGAGGAGAAGCUAGGUCGGAGUAUGCUUCUAAAGCUAGAUGAUUUAGGUAAACAAAUGUAUAUCCGUGAGUCUAUGGAGUGGCUGCAUCGCAGUUUGUCUUCUGUAAAUGAAGAAUACGAGACAUUUUACCACUAUCAUAUGUGUGGUGUCUGCCCGUACAAAUGUGAAUGCUGCCAGUACCGGAAUAAACCAAAGCUCAAAGUCGACUGCAGGAAUAAAUUUAUUAUUAGCUUUCCAAGUAUAAAUCCUCAUCAACAUUUAGUGGGUCAAAAAGAGAACAUAACUGACUACAUUGAGCUGCAUUUAGCGAACAAUAAUAUAUCCAAAAUUACCACUGAAAUGCUUCCCAAAAACUUGAGUUACUUGGAUCUGAGUAACAACAAUUUGGAGUCACUCGAUAACAGCGUAGUGCGAUUCCUACGAAAGCUCAGAGCCUCCGCUGAGAUUAAACUCUCGGGUAAUCCCUGGACGUGCCACUGUGAAUCCCGGUCACUACUCUCCUUUCUGAGGGAUGAAGAUCCAAAGGAGUACACUCUCAUCCUGAAUCGUUGCAAUAUCUCCCAAGACAAUUGCCCUGACUCCUGCGUCUGCUGUUUAGAUAAGGCCACCUGGCCCUCCUUCAUAGUGGAUUGCGCGGGCGAAGGCCUCGUCAAAGUCCCAAAAAUAUCCCGUAACGUAGGCUACCUGGACUUAAGGAACAACAAUAUAAGCGAACUGAGCCCAACGGAAAAUAUUUUGCUUGCGAACAGAUCACAGGCUUCUCCACUGAAGAUUUACAUGUCCGGAAACCCCUGGUCCUGCACUUGUCAGGAUGUGGAAUAUCUCAAUGCGAUUAAGUCCAUCUCUUCCAGUAUUGCAGACUUUACUGAGAUGACCUGUUCCAGUGGCGAAAAGCUUCUUUCGAUCGAGCAGGAGAACAUCUGCUCCUCUGGACUUGCCUACUACAUUGCCUUGGCCGCCACCUUGGCCGCCGUGCUAAUGGUUACCAACUUCCUGGUAUGUUUCCGGCAGCCGCUCCUGAUAUGGCUCUACGAGCACGACCUCUUCCUGAGUCUGGCCACCCGCAUGGAGCUCGACCAAGACAAGCGGUACGACGCCUUCCUGGCCUUCACCCACAAGGACGAGGAUCUGGUGGGGGAGUUCGUGGAGCGCCUGGAGAAGGGCAGACAGCCGUUUCGGCUCUGCUUCUACCUGCGCGACUGGCUGGCCGGUGAGUGCAUUCCCGACUGCAUCAGCCGCUCCGUCCGCGACUCGCGGCGCAUCAUCAUCCUGAUGACGGCCAACUUUCUCAAGUCCACCUGGGGUCGCCUCGAGUUCCGUCUGGCCCUGCACGCCACCUCUAAGGACCGCUGCAAGCGCCUGAUCGUCGUCGUCUAUCCGGAUGUGACCAGCUUUGAUGACUUGGACAGCGAGCUGCGGGCCUAUAUGGUGUUCAACACCUAUCUGGAGCGAAGCCACCCUAACUUCUGGAACAAGCUGAUCUACUCGAUGCCCCAUGUCAAGAUGCAGUAG
This is a messenger RNA of Drosophila kikkawai, 2994 nucleotides long. RefSeq names its product MstProx (gene MstProx). Lineage: Eukaryota; Metazoa; Arthropoda; Insecta; Diptera; Drosophilidae. Gene Ontology annotation, molecular function: transmembrane signaling receptor activity; protein binding. Gene Ontology annotation, biological process: innate immune response; toll-like receptor signaling pathway; inflammatory response. Gene Ontology annotation, cellular component: plasma membrane. The record is from RefSeq and is a predicted model, not a curated record.